AUGAUCUCAACGCGGUACAAAGUGAUUGAGAAGCCGGGCGGCCUUGGCGAAGUCGUGCAAGUUGCAGUAAAGGAAAUUGGCGUGAAUACGGGAGAAAACACGCCCGCGCUGUUCGUAUCCCCCUUGCAGACGUUUACGACGACAAUGGGCGUUAAUUCACGGUCUCAGAAGGAAACUACGACAUGUGCCGCGUGUGCACGCAGACAGAAGCGUAUGUUUCAACUGGAGAUGCAGUUGCAGCAGUUAGAGACGCAGUUGCAUGUUAACAACAUACUGAACGCGUUAAUGAAUAGCAUGGAGGUGCAAGGGACCGCGGCUGGAGAAGGUGCCGGUGGUGAUUACACCAGUAGGCCCCAUGGGGCACGCCGACGUUUGCAGCGCCAAUCUUCGCCGUUAAAUCAGGAAAAGGAAGACGAGGAACCGAAUGAGACGCUGUUAGAGAUGAUGCGGGAGGAGCUUAAGCGCCAGGAUCUGCUUCAUGCCUUGAUGGACCUUAUGGAGCGCCCCACAUAUGCAGAGAGGCAGGAGAUCAAGAAGUUUGUGCCAAAAAAUGUGAAGGCUCUCUUAUUUACUCCUUCAAAAAAUGUUUUUUCGAUUCCCACACCAGAAAAAUCGAUGUAA
This is a messenger RNA of Trypanosoma cruzi, 621 nucleotides long. RefSeq lists its product as uncharacterized. The coding region runs from base 1 to 621 and encodes 206 amino acids. The record is from RefSeq and is a predicted model, not a curated record. Lineage: Eukaryota; Euglenozoa; Kinetoplastea; Trypanosomatida; Trypanosomatidae. The transcript has a single exon.